AGAAGAAGAAAAAAAACAAAACACAGACACAGGACAGCGGCGUGAACUCUGCAUAUAGAGCAUCUUUGGUGUACUACUACUAUGCUCUUUCUCACUAGAACGCCUUGUAUUUAUUCGCACGUGAUAUGUCACCUCGCGAACACACAGCUCAACAUGCUGACAUCGCAGAGCACCAGGAACCUGUUUAACCAGCUCAGGAGCUUGUCUCACCUGACGGGGGUUCGUCCGCUUACCACGCACGCGCUGCAUCCCAUCCGUCAUCCUCAAAACAAACGGUUGGAGAGCAGAGCUGAUGGUGUUAGGUGGAGGAAGAACAUCCACCUGACACCACCGAGGCUGGAGAACCCCCCGCAUGUGCAGAAAAGUGAGCUGUCUGAAGGCGCGUAUGACAAGCUGGCAGAAGAGACAAUGGACGCCCUGACCGAUUAUUUUGAGGACCUGAUGGAUGAAGCUUUCACUGGAGCGGACUACGACGUUGUCUACUCCCCCAUCACUGUAAAUCGGAGGACGUGUUCACAUGACCCGCAGUAUCCUGGUUACUAUAAAUCCACGUCUAGUAGGGCUGAAACAAGUCCUCAAGAAGCUGGAGUUAACUACGAUGUCUUAAGCAUAGACAUGCAGCACCGGCAUGAAGUUAAGUGUGGCCCAGCUCAUAAAAUAUGAAACAUGAUGACUGAGAAUCAUCGAUGCAAGUUCUUUGCACAAAUCAUUCUGCUCGUUACUCUGGAUGAGUUGAAUGGCCACAGUGCUCUGUGCCCUCUACCUGGUAGCCUAACAUCCAUUGUGAGUUAACAUAAACACAUGGCUAUAGUUCUAUCAUUAUUUUAUUACACAUAUCACGGCCUUUAUCGGAACAUCUGAUGCUUCUGGAAAUGUUUGCCCUGUAAAAUCAUAUUCUGUAAAUCAAAACAGCAGAUCCGGUAAGAAAAACAAGCAGUCCAAAAAAGGACGUGAACUUUGUGUCGAUAAAUCCCAUCAGGCUCUCAAACUUUCACUGGCCAGAGGAGAGUGAGCUGUAGGAGUGUUGGUAGAGGGGCUGUAGGUGUGGGCUGUUCACACCCCGUUACACCUCCAUGCUCCAUAAAGCUCUUUCAGGCGAGGCCUGCUGUUUGGCUGCCGGGCUCUGUUGCCUGAUUGAUUUCUUGCCCAGUAGAAUCGACACACUUAGUUGUUCUCGCUGGCAGAUGACUCAAGUUUAUCCGGCUGGAGGCUUAAAAACUGUAAAUCCCGGAGAUUCACAGAAACGGUGAGAGACCUACGCUGACCCAUCAGAGAGGAGGAGACAUAUUCAGGACGGAGGGACAGGUAGAGAGGACCAGAGAGCAGGAGACAGUGACAAGCCAGAGCAGCUUUAGCUUUCUUUGCAGUAUGGGAGUUCACCUUUUUAUUUCUAUCAAUUUUGAUAACAUUCUUCUCACCAAAUUCAAAUAGUUAUAUUUUAGAGUGAAGACUUGGUUUUCGGUUAGGGUGAGGUUUAGGUUAAGGUUAGGGUAAGUUGGGUUUAGCUUAGCAUCGCUGCGCCUCAUGUCCUCUCUAUAAAGAUGUGUUGCUCUGCAGUCUACACUUACUUCGGUAAUGCUCUGGCUUGUCCUCUAUCACCACCGUGAGGGAAUUAUUUUGAUAGGAUAAAGCGGCGUGACAUAUUCCCGAGCACAGUCCUGCUUUUAAGGGAGCUAACGGCUAACGCUAACGGAGGUUGCAUUGACUUAUGAUGCAUGCAAGCCUUAAAGAUGAGUGUACGGGGCGAAGGUAAAUAAUGACAUUGAAAUUUAGUUUUU
This is a messenger RNA of Anarrhichthys ocellatus (wolf-eel), 1778 nucleotides long. RefSeq names its product frataxin (gene fxn). The record is from RefSeq and is a predicted model, not a curated record. Gene Ontology annotation, molecular function: ferric iron binding. The coding region runs from base 82 to 663 and encodes 193 amino acids. Gene Ontology annotation, biological process: iron-sulfur cluster assembly. Lineage: Eukaryota; Metazoa; Chordata; Actinopteri; Perciformes; Anarhichadidae. The transcript has 5 exons.